AUGGAGGAUAACAGAGAAGAAUCGCUUUGCCUAGCAGCCAGAAAUGGCGACGUUGUGAGAGUAAAAUCCUUGAUUGUAUCCGGUGCUGACGUCACGUACUUCGAUAGCACUGGCCAAACACCACUGAUGUACGCCGCGAAAAAUGGCUGUCCGGAGGUGGUGAAGGCACUCCUCGACGGUGGCGCACCAUGGAAUGCGCUCUCCCCUUCCAAUCUAUCCGCCGGAGACUUUGCCAUGGAAAAUGGCCACCAGUCCGCCUUCGACAUCAUUCUCAACGCAGGGAUACAAGCUGAAUUAAUUCUUGGAACUAUAGCUAGGAAAGAUAAUUCAGAUGGUAAGUCCAAUGGAUGUUAUUUGGAAGACAGAGUUACUUUUAGUGAGGAUAAGGUCAUGGACACAGAAAGCAAGGCUGUUAUGAUGGCUUGGGAGAAGCCGUUAAUGGAAGCUCAUGCAAAGGCUAUUUGUUCAAGAGGUGGGCACAUAUUGAACAUUGGUUUUGGCAUGGGUCUUGUGGAUACCGCCAUUCAACAAUACUCACCCGUGUGUCAUACUAUUGUUGAAGCUCACCCUGAGGUUUACGCUCGUAUGCUCCAGACUGGGUGGGGUGAGAAAAAGAAUGUGAAGAUAAUAUUUGGUCGGUGGCAGGAUGUCCUGUCUCAGCUGGAAUCAUACGAUGGUAUAUUUUUUGACACGUAUGGUGAAUAUUAUGAAGAUAUGAGACAAUUUCAUCAACAUCUUCCGCAACUAUUGAAGCAUGGGGGAAUAUAUUCCUUCUUCAAUGGUCUUUGUGGAGAUAAUCCAUUCUUUCAUAUGGUUUACUGUCAGUUAGUUGCCUUGGAACUAGAGAAUUUGGGUUACUCGACACAGCUGAUACCUUUACCUGUUAAGGAAUGUUUAGGAGAAGAAACUUGGGAGGGGUCAAUCAUAGAUGCAGCAUUCGAAUCAGUUCGCAAGCAGCAUGUUGCCAUAUUCUCGCUGCUCAGAUUCCAAAUUCCAGACGUCAGCGUGUUUGGAAUGGGCGUGCAAGUUUCGAAUAGCAAAUCGUCAUAA
Striga hermonthica is the source of this 1050-nucleotide messenger RNA. The record is from the annotation of a GenBank genome assembly. NCBI's taxonomy places the organism in Eukaryota, Viridiplantae, Streptophyta, Magnoliopsida, Lamiales, Orobanchaceae.